Molecule: messenger RNA, 1626 nt
Organism: Pteronotus mesoamericanus
Lineage: Eukaryota; Metazoa; Chordata; Mammalia; Chiroptera; Mormoopidae
Gene: TIMM29
Product: translocase of inner mitochondrial membrane 29
Exons: 2
Coding region: 92-880 (262 amino acids)
Biological process (GO): protein insertion into mitochondrial inner membrane
Cellular component (GO): TIM22 mitochondrial import inner membrane insertion complex
Source: RefSeq, a predicted model, not a curated record
AUAUUGACACUCGCGCAGAUGAGACUCCCGGGCCUUUUACUUCUCAUACCUGUCGUUUCUCUUCGGAAAACGGACGUCAAGCAGGAAGAGAAUGGCGGCAGCCGCUCUGAAAAGACUUUGGUCGCGAAGCCGCGGAGAGGCGGGGGACCCAGCAGUCGCGAAGCCAGGCGUGUGGGCGAGGUUUGGUGCCUGGGCCCGCGCGCUGCUCCGGGACUACGCGGAGGCUUGCGGGGACGCGGCGGCGGCGGCACGGGCCCGGCCGGGUCGUGCCGCCGUGUACUUGGGGUUGCUGGGCGGCGCGGCGACCUGCUGCGCGCUGGCGCCGAGCGAGCAAGCCUUCGAGGAGGCGCUGCUCGACGCGUCGGGGACCCUCCUGCUGCUGGCACCUGCCACGCGAAACCGUGACUCGGAAGCGUACGUGCAGCAGCUGCUGUGGCUGCGGGGCCGCGGACGCCUGCGCCACGUGAACCUGGGCCUCUGCUCUCUGGUGUACGAGGCGCCCUACGACGCCCAGGCCAGCCUCUACCAGGCCCGCUGCCGCUACCUGCAGCCCCGCUGGGCCGAGUUCCCAGACCGGAUCUUGGACGUGGGUUUCGUGGGCCGCUGGUGGGUGCUGGGAGCUCGGAUGCGCGACUGCGACAUCAACGACGAGGAGUUCCUCCACCUGCCGGCACAUUUGCGCGUAGUCGGGGCUCAUCAGCUGCACUCGGAAGCCAAUGAGAGGCUCUUUGAUGAGAAGUAUCAGCCCGUCGUGCUCACCGACGACCAGGUAGACCAGGCGCUAUGGGAGGAGCAGGUCUUGCAGAAGGAGAAGAAGGACCAGUUGGUCCUGAGCCAGGCCGAGUCGCUGUUGAGGAGGUCCCCAGAUGAAACCCAGUGAGGCCUGGAUCCCGACCCAGCUCUGAGCCCUGGCCGACUCCUGGCAGACUCUUUGCCGGGUAUUAUGCAAUUGGUGUGAGUGAGCCUCAAGUGCAGAGUGUUCUCGCCCGGUUUUCACAAAACUGGGGGACCUUUCUCCCUCUCACAUUUUUUCCUAACACUGAAGCUAGUUCAGAGCCUUUUUGGUGUAGGAGUUGGGGAGAGCAGAAGCGACAAGACCAUAGAAUGUUUGUCACUGCCAUAGUUAGUAAUGAGCUUUACACACAAUUCAUUGGGCCUCGUGGUCCUCCUGACUGAGGCUUCAUAUCUGUCGGGUGACUGCCAAUCUCUCCUAAAGCCAUUCAGGUUUUUGUUUUCAAUCGUAAGGUGCAAUGUUUAUACUCUAAUUUUCAUGAGUAACAUUUGUGUUUUAAUUUAUUUUGAACUAAUUAUAGUAUCAGAGUAAACUGGAAAAAGAAUACAGGACUUCCUUUGUACUCUUUGCCCACCUUCCCCCAAAUGGUAACAUUUUACAUAAGCAGUACCAAACUAGAGGUUGACAUUGGUAUGACUAUUUGGGUUUUACAGAGAAACUUUUUGUGCAAAAUAACCCGCUUUUACCAUUUGUGUAUUGAUAGCGAUGUUAAAGUGAGUUGGAAGAAUAAAAUGUUUUCUGAUUGGAAAUCUACAUGGGAUCAUACAUUCUGGUUAUGUUAUAUCUCAGUGGCCUUUAAAACAUAAUCCAAUGGAAAAGAAUAUGUUAGCUGA